AUGGGUGCUAAAGUUUAUGAGAACUUGAAUGAAUUUGGCAGCCACAGCACCGCGAAGGAUCUCCUGGAGAAACCAGCAUCCUACGCCACGGAUCUCAUCCAGGCUUCCAUCAAGCGGCUUGACAACGAGUACAUCCGCUCCCAGAUGGACUUCGUGGAGCUCCAGCAGAAGAACCCCGUCCAGAUCGCGAGGAGUGGCAAGACGGUGCUGAGCCCAAACUUGAGCGUGACGAGCUGGGCGCAGCUUCCAAUCUACGAGCUCGACUUUGGCUAUGGAACUCCGGUGUUUGCUGGCGGGCCUUACGUGCCAUUCGAGGGGAUUAGCAUCAUGCUGCCUUCCUACACCAGGGAUGGAAGCAUCGACGUGAUCAUCGGCCUGUUUGAGCCAGAUAUGGCCAAGUUCCGGGAGAUUUGCUUCGAUGUAUAG
Selaginella moellendorffii is the source of this 426-nucleotide messenger RNA. RefSeq names its product shikimate O-hydroxycinnamoyltransferase. The transcript is spliced from 2 exons. Gene Ontology annotation, molecular function: acyltransferase activity, transferring groups other than amino-acyl groups. The record is from RefSeq and is a predicted model, not a curated record. Lineage: Eukaryota; Viridiplantae; Streptophyta; Lycopodiopsida; Selaginellales; Selaginellaceae. Bases 1 to 426 code for a protein of 141 amino acids.